AUGAGUGUCUGGACUUGUCCGCGCGCUCACUGGACCCUGCUCUGCCUCUUUCUGCUUUUGUGUUUAGGCACAGUGUGGACUUUCGAUGUGAUACUGCUGCACACCAACGACAACCACGCACGGAUCGAGGAGACCGGCGAGGACUCGGGGAAAUGUCGACCCGGGGGUCCCUGCUUCGCUGGAGUCGCCAGGCGGUUCACAAAAGUGUCGGAGAUCCGGAAAAAAGAGGAGAACGUGUUGUUUCUGGAUGCUGGAGACCAGUUUCAGGGAACUGUCUGGUUCAACUACUACAAAGGCGCCGAGGCAGCGUACUUCAUGAACAAACUUGGUUAUGAUGUUAUGGCGUUUGGAAACCAUGAGUUUGACAAUGGAGUGGAUGGUCUGAUCCAGCCCUUCCUCCAGCAAGUAAAUUGCUCUGUGGUGAGUGCCAACAUAAAACCUGACCAGACUCUGGCCGCAAAACUCAGUGGAUACUACCAGCCCUACACAGUCAUCAAUGUGGGUUCAGAGAAAGUGGCUGUGGUCGGCUACACCACCGCAGAGACCCCUUUCUUAUCCAUGCCAGGCCAACACCUGAAGUUUGAGGAUGAGGUGGAGUCACUUCAAGUUCAGGUCGAUAAGCUCCAAACCCUGGGCUAUAAUAAAAUCAUUGCCCUCGGCCACUCUGGCUUUGAUAUAGAUCGAGACAUCGCCAAGCGAGUGAGAGGAGUUGAUGUUGUUAUUGGAGGACACACCAACACAUUCCUCUAUACCGGAAAACCCCCAUCCACUGAAGUCCCAGCAGGUCCAUACCCCUUUAUGGUGAGGUCUAACGAUGGGAGAAACGUGCCGGUGGUCCAGGGCUAUGCCUUUGGGAAAUACCUUGGAUACCUGAAAGUUACUUUUGAUGAGGCUGGGAAUGUGGUAAAAGCUGCUGGAAACCCCAUCUUAAUGGACAGCAGCAUACCUCAAGACCCAGAUGUCCUUGCUGAUGUUGCGAAGUGGAAGAAAGAUUUGGCUAAGUACUCCUCACAGUAUGUUGGGAAGACCUUAGUCUACCUCAAUGGGUCAUUUGAGGAGUGCCGAUUUCGGGAGUGUAACCUUGGAAACCUGAUCUGUGAUGCCAUGAUUUAUAACAACAUAAAGGAUUCAAAUGAGCAGCAGUGGAAUCACGUUGGCAUAUGUAUGCUGAAUAGUGGGGCCAUACGGACAGCUAUAGACGAACGCUACAAAAACGGAACCAUAACUAUGGAGGAGAUCCUCACUGUUUUACCAUUUGGAGCAACCUUUGACUUGGUUCAGAUAAAAGGAUCCACAGUGAAAAAGGCAUUUGAGCACUCCAUUCACAGAUAUGGACGCAUGUCAGGAGAAUUUCUUCAAGUCUCAGGCAUUCAUGUAGAGUAUGAUCUCUCCAGACCAGUGAACCAGCGUGUAGUGUCCAUGUCCCUGCUCUGCACCGAGUGCCGUGUGCCCAAGUAUGAACCGUUAGACCUAGAGAAGACAUACACUGUGGUCAUGCCUUCAUACAUUGUGGGCGGAGGUGACAACUUUACCAUGAUCAAAGAGGAGUUGCUAAAACAUAACACAGGUGAUAUGGAUAUUUCUGUUUUCUCCAAAUACAUCUCGGACAUGAAGCGUGUGUACCCUGCAGUGGAGGGCCGGAUCACGUUCAGGAACUCAGCCUUCGUUACAACCUACUGCUUCGGAUUGUUGUUGCUUGGUUUAUGUCUGUCCCUGACUCUAUGAUUGGCUUGGCUUUGUACACUCUGGGAAACUGUGAUAAACUGUAGGGCAAGUUUUGCUACUUGGAAACCCCUCUGGGACUUUAACUGCCUUUCCAUCUCACUGCUGUCAAGGGUAACUAAAAGACAACACAAAUACAGGUUAAGCCUCAGGGUAGAUUCAAUAACCAGACAGGAACAUACUUUAUCAUACAUACAAAUGAGUUAAACAACUGAUUAAAAGGAUUGGGGACAGUCCUGUAUACUAAGAUCUUGCACACAAGCAUGAUGAACAAGUUGAAUAUGAAAAAAAGCAAAGAUGUAUAGGACAUUAACAAAUAUUAUAAGUGCAUGUAAUACAAUUUUAGUAACAUCUGUACAAGUAUGAAUGUCAUUUCUCUCAUAAAUUUUAAGAAACAAAGAGUGCUUUAUGUCUAAAAUCCAAGACAAUGCUUCGCUAAAAGGAUAUCAAAGAGUGAAAGGACUGCAAGGCACUGUCCAUCUUCUUAGUGAGAUAAUGAACAAAGGGAAAGCUGUCUGGCUGCUAUAAUUCUCUCUCAGGAUUGGUCACAACUUAUUCAGAGAAGGAACAGAGAACUGUGACCUAAUAUUUUUAAAGAAUUGUAUUACUAUGGCUAUUUCAGUGUGUAUGUGAAGUUACAGACACAAUUGUAUUGCUACAGCAAAAAUAUUACUGCCUUUGUUUACCUCAAAGCCAUAUUUAUAAAGUACUUUUGGAAGAUUGUUAUUGUAAAGUUAAAAUACUUUUUGGGGGUAGAGAUAAAUAAAUGUCAUAAAUUCAUCAAAAUAAGUCAUGAAUUUUGACAUUGUGACAUACAAUACCUUUCUAAACCAAUAGACCUGCAGUUAAUGAUUAUUUCUUUAUUUAUUUAGCCAAGUUUCA
Molecule: messenger RNA, 2604 nt
Organism: Seriola dumerili (greater amberjack)
Lineage: Eukaryota; Metazoa; Chordata; Actinopteri; Carangiformes; Carangidae
Product: 5'-nucleotidase-like
Exons: 9
Coding region: 1-1725 (574 amino acids)
Biological process (GO): AMP catabolic process
Cellular component (GO): plasma membrane
Molecular function (GO): metal ion binding; nucleotide binding; 5'-nucleotidase activity
Source: RefSeq, a predicted model, not a curated record